AUGCUGUCUAAUCCAUCCAACAACCUUCAAAAUCGACAUCGACAACAUCGACGACAAAAUUCGACUCCAACCGCAUUCGAUGCAGUGAAGGCAAACAACCUGCCACCGGUUCAAAGACAUGCCCACAGGCGUGGGAUGAGUCUGGAUACACGACCACGUCCAAUUCAACAGCAGGGUCAAUCGGUAAGUAAUACUAACAUAGGAUAUCAAACGACACAACAGCAUAUUUUGCGAGAGACGCAGCAGCAGAGACUGGUUCGCCCGGGCCAGCAGCCAUUUCCUAUUUACGACAAUGACGAGAAUCAUUUUGUUUCACCACUCGUCACCCCACACAGACAAUCGUUCGACUCCGGAUGUUCAAAUCCAUAUGAGGUGCAAGGUCAUCAACACUCAUAUUCAUAUUCCGGCCCAAUGAACCCAAUAAUACCAGUCGACCCAAACUUCAAUGGGAACAACGAGUUCGACUUCUUCACUACAAACACAGCAAUGACACCAACAUUCAUGGAAUUCUUUCAGGAUUCCGAGGUACAAAGUGUCCAUUCACAACCAAGUUCUGCAACCCACAGCAGACGAUCAUCGAGAAGGAUAAGUGGUGUCAUUUUGGAGGGGGUUGCUCAAUUCGAGAAUCUAGCUUUGAAAUCACCAUCAAGACCCAUUACACCUCCAGAUGCAAACUCUACCAAUUACUUUCCCCCAGCUCCCCUAGAAAGCCCAUACGACCGAACCAUCAAGCUGGAACACAUCCCACAAAGAUUUCGUGAUGAUUACGACACAUCUAUGGAGGAAACGAUCAAACCUAAAAGUAAUCAGAGAACCAAGAAUGUUUUUGACGACAUGAGACGAGAAGCUGAGAUGAAAGCCGAACCUGCCCCACUAGGAUCAGGACCCAUACCCACUGCCAGCACAUUUGACUCCGCACCGAUGCCAACAUCGAAUUUCAUGAAUAUGUCGACUAUUAACCUCGAUUUUAUGAAAAAUGAUCCACAAUUUCAAGCGGCACAAUACUCACCGACUUCUUCUAAUGUUUCACAAGAUCUAUCAUAUCCCUCAUCUCCAGAACAAUCCCGAAGAAAUGUUUUCAGAGAUCCUUUCACAAACAGACCCAUCUUAGAGGCGCCAGACAUGUCACCUUACCCCAUGUCUAACUACUCUCACGGUCUUCCCGCUUCAGAGCCAGCUUGUAGCUCUCCUGCUCAAUCUUAUCGACGAUCCGAAUCAGUGUCGAGUAUCAACCUCGAAGAGUCAAUUACCGAUACCGGAAUCACCAUUGAUGAUAUCGCUACCUACAUUCAAGCACCGGAACCUGGCGACACAAAGUGGCUUUGCUUGUAUCCAGAAUGUGGUAAGCGAUUUGGUCGAAAGGAAAAUAUCAAGUCACAUGUUCAGACCCAUCUUGGGGAUAGACAAUUUCAAUGUCCACACUGCCACAAAUGCUUUGUACGCCAACAUGAUCUCAAAAGGCACGCAAAGAUUCACACUGGUGUAAAACCUUAUCCAUGCCAAUGUGGAAAUAGUUUUGCUAGACAUGAUGCUUUGACUCGCCACAGACAACGUGGGAUGUGUAUUGGUGCUUUCGAAGGUGUGGUAAAGAAGACAGUCAAGAGAGGUAGACCAAGGAAAAAUCGACCUGACGAUGAAGAACGUGUUGAAAAGGCAUCGCGAACUCGAAGCAAAAACAAGACGAGUCCUUCAGAAACAUCAUCAUCAGAAUAUUCGGAAAGUGCAUGCGCUCAAUCACCUCGGAGUGAUCUAGACAUCCUUGAUGACAGACCCUUUGGAGACUAUGGCUUUUCUCAAAGCUCUCUUGCUACACACGACAGCUAUCAAUUUUCGAGAGAAAGGUCCUCUUCAGUAGCAGCAUCAAUAUCUUCGAUUUCCUCAAUGACAUCAAUUGCCGAAUGCGUAGAACCAACUUCAAUACAAUCAACGCAUCCGCCAAAUGGAUUCCGGACUCGACUCAACUUUCCUGAACAUCUUCGAUCAAACUCUGGAUCACCCACCAAAUCUGCGCAUAGCAAUUAUUCACCGCCUGCUUUAUGCCAGUCAUCUUCUUCACCCACGGCUAGCGCCAACCAAUAUGACCUAGAUGCCGUCUCAAAUAGUGGUGAACUCAGUAAUCUGCCAAAUAUUACAGAGCAAGACGAUAUGUUCUUGGAGGCUUUUGCUGUCACAGGCAGUACCAGCAUUACACAACUCGAACGUGAUCCAGAUCUUUUGAUAGGAAAAUUCGACAGUAUGUUUGGCGUAGCAGCUGAUAAUUCUGGCAUGUUCAGGAAUGAAGAGGAUGUCUUCUUUGGCAGUCCGUGA
Messenger RNA from Botrytis fragariae, 2307 nucleotides. RefSeq names its product putative c2h2 transcription factor swi5 protein. NCBI's taxonomy places the organism in Eukaryota, Fungi, Ascomycota, Leotiomycetes, Helotiales, Sclerotiniaceae. Gene Ontology annotation, cellular component: nucleus. The record is from RefSeq and is a predicted model, not a curated record. Bases 1 to 2307 code for a protein of 768 amino acids. The transcript has 2 exons.